AUGGCUUCUCUUUCUCGUCAAUCGGUAACUGCUCUCAAAGAGAGGGUAGAUGCAGCGUGCGUGGACCAGGAAAAGGGUAUCCCAGGCGCAGUGGUGGUGGUCGUCGGCAAGGAUGGCAAGGAGCAUUUUGCGCAUGCGAGUGGGAAGCGUGGGUGUAACUCUGAGGAGUCAAUGACACUUGACAGUAUCUUCUGGAUUGCCUCGUGCACGAAGAUGAUCACGGGAAUUGCGUGUAUGCAGCUUGUCGAACAGGGGCUAUUGAACUUGGACGAUUCAGAUCAGGUUGAGAGGAUAUGCCCCGAGCUGAAAGAGGUGAAGGUGUUGCAGGAUGAUGGGACUUUGGUUGAGAAGCGUAGGGGAAUCACCUUGAGGAUGUUGUUGAACCAUACCGCUGGCUUUGGGUAUACGUUCUUUAAUGAGAAGUUGAGAGACUACAGCAAGCCGGCUGGCUACGACGAGUUCUCCGGACACAUCUACGAUAUGAUGCAGCCAUUAGUUCAUCAGCCUGGGGAGAAGUGGGAAUAUGGGGUAAACAUCGACUGGGCGGGAGUCAUGGUCGAGCGAGUCACAGGGCAGUCAUUGAAUGAGUAUUUUCAGCGCAACAUCUUUGAACCCUUGGGGCUGGACAACAUUUCGAUGUUUCCAUCGGCGUCAAUGAAGGAGAAAUUGGCAUACAUGAAUCAAAGAGACGCUCAUGGCCAGCUCUCCGGUCGCGACCACCUCCUUCGGCGGCCUCUAAUUGCGCAGACCUCUAACGAUAUCAAGACAUGCUUCAACAGUGGUGGAGCAGGCUGUUUCGCUAAACCACAGGAGUACUGUCAAAUCCUUGCUACACUCCUAAACGACGGCACCUCGCCCAUUACCGGCAAGCAAAUACUCGAGAAAGCGACAGUCGACGAGAUGUUUCGCAAUCAGAUCCCAAAUCUUCCUAAUUUCGCGGCACAGGGAAUCCCACCUUCGAAGCCUGAUCUCACCAACCCAAUAGCUCAUCUGUACCCAUCGUCGACACCUCAGGGGUGGGGACUCACAUUCAUGCUCACGGGUGGACCCACGGGACGGUCAGAAGGGACGGCGCACUGGGCAGGACUGGCAAAUCUCUGGUGGUGGUGCGAUAGAGAGAAAGGGGUCGCAGGGAUGAUCUGUACUCAACUCUUGCCCUUUGCCGAUCCUCAAGUUUGGAGCCUUUGGCUGGAUGUGGAGUCUGCUGUCUACCGUGGCCUGGUUCAGGAUUAG
This is a messenger RNA of Aspergillus lentulus, 1233 nucleotides long. RefSeq names its product serine hydrolase domain-containing protein. NCBI's taxonomy places the organism in Eukaryota, Fungi, Ascomycota, Eurotiomycetes, Eurotiales, Aspergillaceae. The record is from RefSeq and is a predicted model, not a curated record.